AUGCAAAAGAAGCGAAGCGCUUCCUUCUGCACCGCCGACCUCCCCGCUGUGAUCACCACCUUUGACGACUUCUUUCACGUCGAGCGUACCAGCCUCGCGACACUCCCUCGAGCUGCAUUCUCGUCUCCCGGCUCGCCCGUGGGUGCAACGAAAAUGAUGGCUCUUCCGCAGGUCGAUGGCGUGGCGGAACGUCGCAGGAUCGCCAAGAAGAAAAAGAGAAAUGCCCAGAAGAAGAAGAAGAAGAACAAGGGCAAGAAGACUGCGUCUGCGCAGGCUGAGGAGAAGGUCCCUGACGAGGGCUCCGAGGAUGUUCAUAAGAAGACUGAAGAUGAGGUUGAGGGUGACAAGGAGAAAGGGAAUGAGGUUGAGAAGGCCGGCAACGACGUGCCGGCGAGUGACGUUCGUGACAAGGUCCAACCGACCGAAGCCAACGACAACAACGGCCGGCCCUUCUCGCCCAUGAUCAUGGACAGCUCGCGAUCGUCCACCGUGCAGCCCGAGGACACGCCCAUGGGUCCGAGCGAGUCCACUAACUCAUCUGCUUCUGCUCGCGACCACCACGCUGCGACGGACACAGUCCACGGAGCGCACACUGACAAUCCUGCGGCGAGCGGUGCGGCCGUCACCCGCCCCGGAUCGGCCUACUGUCGCGUCCAUGGCCGCCUCUGCGUCUUCCAUCCCGCCUGCUGUGUGCACAAGCCCCGUCCGGCAGACUGCACCUGUCCGGCCAAGGCGUCGUGCUGCUGUCUGCACCACGCGGGCGACUGCUGUCACUGUGCGUAUGCCGCCGUGGCGGCGGUGGCGGCUGGAAAUUUCGCUGCUGUCGCUAGCGGGGGAAAUGUCUCGGCUGGUCCUGCUGGUAAUAUGCACGGACAUCAAAAGGCCGGUGGCGAGGAGGGGAAUGCGGGUGAUAAGAGCGACACACGUGCGCCAGAGGUUGGUGGAAGUGACAACGAUAGAGAGAAGAAAACGACCGAGUCGGAGAAAGCGCCGGGUGCAGACAACGGCCCAGUCGGAAAGGACGGUAUAGAAACCCUGAGCCCCAUCGCCCAACACCUGCUCCGCUGCUUCGAAAGAACCGGGCACUAUGACUUGCUGGUCACCCUGCGCUCGAGCAGCGAGCUCUUCUGGCCCAUGUCGUUCCGCACGCACGCUUCCAUUGUGUCGCGCAGCCCGGUCGUUGCCAGCUUCCUGCGCGCGACGCCCGAGAAGACCAAGGACGGCGAAAUGCGAGAGCUCUUCGCCGUGGCGGGGGAGAACUUCUGCUUGCCCAAACCCUUCCAGCUCGUCAUCCAGUACAUGUACGGGACGCCGUUGCUGACGGCUGCGCAGCUGCGCACCCAGACGCUCGCAGGAUUCGGCUACACUGAGGAUACGCACCGGCUGACGCAGUUCUGUCUGGAGGCGGCCAUGACCGACGCGGCGGUGUGCUACGCAGCGGCGGGGGCGUUCUUCCAGCUCCGUGACGUGGUCGAGCGCGGCGUGCAGUUGGCAGUCGAAACCAUAUCGCUGGAGAACGUCGACGUGGCGUUCUGGCUGAGUCUGAAUAUGGCCAAGAUCGCGAUCACCAUGGACCCAACUGCGUGCGCUGCGGACAACAACACCGCCGCCAACACCUAUACCGCGGGCAAGAAGAAAAAGAACCAGGCAAAGGAGGAUGUCCAGCAGCGCAGCGACGACGACGACCCCGUCAAAGAACUGAAGAAGGCGGCGGUGUCGCGGCUCGCCACGGCUGCCCUGCGCUUCGUGAUGAACAGAAUCAACGAGACGUUCGUGCUCGACGUCAAGGCCCACUGCGCAGGCAUGCCCGACCGCAUCCCCGAUCGUCUCCGUGGACAGCGCACAACCACAGCCGCAGAGACGUACCGCGGCAGCGAGCCGAUGACACCGAGUGAGAAGCUGUCUGCGGUGCUCCUGGCGCUGACGUUCAACCAUCUGCGGGCGCUGUUUGUUGGAAUGGGUCUGAAGCGCGUGAUGACGGCCGAGAUGGCGGAGAAGAUAGUGUGCGAGAGAGAGAGACGGCGUAUCACCGCGCUCCAGGAGCUUUCCAAGCAGCCUGGCGCCCAGCUCGAGAAAGAUGUGGCGUCUGAAGACGUGCUUGAGUUGGGGUAUCGCGAGUUUUACACUUCCAAGGCCCAGGUGGACGCUGAGAAGCCCGGUGAAAUGGUGAGGGAGAUUGCUUUGGACCGCGAAUGGACUGGCCUCAAGGUGAGGGAGGCGAAGUGA
Molecule: messenger RNA, 2226 nt
Organism: Aspergillus terreus NIH2624
Lineage: Eukaryota; Fungi; Ascomycota; Eurotiomycetes; Eurotiales; Aspergillaceae
Exons: 3
Coding region: 1-2226 (741 amino acids)
Source: RefSeq, a predicted model, not a curated record